UACUUACUACUUUAUAGAAUGUAUAUUGCGUAUUUACUGGCGGUGCAGCUUUGUCUUUUGAAUUCAGUUUCUGUGGCACAAGAGAAUGCUUGGGCAGAUGAAGAAGAAACUGCUGAAUAUUGGAAUAAUUUGGCACAGAAUGAUCUAAAGAAAGCGCUGGAGGAAGAAAACUUAAAUAAAUUAGUCGCAAAAAAUAUCAUCUUCUUUUUGGGUGAUGGUAUGAGCAUAUCAACUAUAACUGCUGGCCGAAUACUAAAAGGUCAAAUAAAAAAUCAAACGGGAGAAGAAUACGUGUUGGGAAUGGAUAAACUACCAUAUACAGGCCUUUCAAAGACAUAUUCUGUGGAUACAACCACCGACUCGGCAGCUACAGCAACUGCAUAUUUGUGUGGAGUUAAAUCAAAACAUGGAACUAUCGGUUUGAGUGGAGGAGUCAAAAGGACCCGUAAUUGGCAAAUCCGCAAAUCAACAGGGAUAAUAUCUACAGUUCAUAUCACGCAUGCAUCUCCUGCCGGAACAUAUGCACAUACUCCCGAACGUCAAUGGUACAAGCGACACGAGACAAUCAGAACGCAAAGUAAAGUAGAGGGCUGCAAAAGAUUAUUGCUUUACAGUUUUAUGAAAAAAGACCUAAAGAGUGUUGCGCUUGGGGGUGGUCGUCAAUACUUCCGACCGCCCUCAGUUCCGGACGAAGAAAUGCCUUUAUUUCCAGGAGAGAGGGGAGACGAAAGAGAUUUAAUUCAAGAGUGGUUAGAUAAUGCGGAUGUAGACGAGAACAGACAAUAUGUUUUUAACAAAACAUUAUUUGACGAUAUUGAUCCUGUAAAAACUGACAGAUUGCUUGGUCUAUUUCAGCCCUCGGGGAUGAACUACGAAAUAUUCCGCAACCCGGACAACGAGCCCUCUCUUGCUGAAAUGACGGAAAAGACAAUCGAGAUUUUGCGUAAAAAUGAAAAUGGAUAUUUCUUAUUUGUGGAAGGGGGAAACAUUGACAGAGGUCAUCACGACAACAGCGCAGCCGAGGCUUUAUAUGACACAGUGGCAUUCGAUGAUGCGAUUGAAAAAGCAAUGUCGUUAACAUCCGAAAGUGAUACGUUAAUAGUAGUAUCGGCUGAUCACAGUCAUGUCAUGAGUUUUGGUGGAUACACAUUCCGAGGAAAUCCGAUAUUUGGCACCGUACGUUCGCCUGACUAUAAAUCCCUUGCAUCUGACGGAAAGCAAUUCACUUCGUUGCUAUAUGGAAAUGGUCCUGGCUACCAAGGAUUUCCAACUCUACCAAUCAGACCUAGACAAAAUUUAAGUGAAGUCAACACAGCUUCGUUUCUUUACCGUCAACAAUCCGCAGUGCCACAUGCCAGUGAGUCACAUGGAGGUGAUGACGUAGCGAUUCUAGCCUCGGGACCCAUGGCCCAUUUGUUCCAAGGAGUACACGAACAAAACUAUAUUCCACACGUCAUGAGAUAUGCUGCCUGCAUUGGAAAUAAUAUUGACCACUGUCUACUAGAAACCGAAGAAGCACAAGAAGAUAUCGAAGAAUAUUAUAUUUCUUUUCUUGCUAUAAAUCUGACUUUCACCGAUACCAUAGUUGCCCUGUAUGUGCAAUUUGUUCUUGUGAUUUGUUUGGCAAGCUUUAUGAUAUUUUUGGGUCUGAUGGCGAUAAAAUCACCAGGGGGAAAUUCUAAAGAAAAAUCCGGGUAUGCCUUAGACAAUGGGAAAGUCUACGUAAACACUGGUUUUUAGUUUUACGUUAUUUCAAAAUCCAAUUCAUCUCCGGUUACUUAGCUCUUUCUUAAGCACUGCAUAUAAUUUGUAAUUUUUUAUUAUGUGACUCUAAAUUUUGCGUUAUACUAAUAUACUUGAGGAUGUAUACCAUGUAUUGGUAAUAGAAGAAAAAUUAUGCAGAAAUAUGAAA
Messenger RNA from Styela clava, 1912 nucleotides. NCBI's taxonomy places the organism in Eukaryota, Metazoa, Chordata, Ascidiacea, Stolidobranchia, Styelidae. The record is from RefSeq and is a predicted model, not a curated record.